AUGUGGCUGCUGCGGUGCAUCUUGCUGUGUGUUUCAUUAUCUCUUGCUCUGAGUGGCCAGCAUAAGCCUGAGGCACCAGGUUAUUCCAGUGUGCUCCACUGUGGGCCGUGGAGCUUCCAGUUUGCUGUAAACCUCAGCCAGGAGGCAACGUCUCCUCCUGUACUAAUAGCUUGGGACAACGAAGGGCUGCUGCACAAGCUGCAGAAUGACUCUGACUGUGGCACCUGGAUAAGAAAAGGUCCGGGCAGCUCCGUGGUGUUGGAGGCAACCUAUAGCAGCUGCUAUGUCACUGAGUGGGACUCCCACUAUAUCAUGCCAGUCGGAGUUGAAGGAGCGGGUGUGGCUGAACACAAGAUGGUUACAGAGAGGAAGCUGCUCAAGUGUCCUAUGGAUCUUCUAGCCCGAGAUGCUCCAGAUACUGACUGGUGUGACUCCAUCCCAGCGCAGGAUAGACUGCCAUGUGCACCUUCACCCAUCUCUCCAGGAGACUGUGAGGGGCUAGGCUGCUGUUACAGCUCUGAAGAGGUGAAUUCCUGCUACUAUGGAAACACCGUGACCUUGCAUUGUACCCGAGAGGGCCAUUUCUCUAUCGCUGUGUCUCGGAACGUGGCCUCGCCACCACUGCUCUUGGAUUCUGUGCGCUUGGCCCUUAGGAAUGACAGUGCGUGUAACCCUGUGAUGGCAACACAAGCUUUUGUUCUGUUCCAGUUUCCAUUUACUUCCUGUGGCACCACAAGACAGAUCACUGGAGACCGAGCAGUAUAUGAAAAUGAACUGGUGGCAACUAGGGAUGUGAGAAAUGAGAGCCGUGGCUCUGUCACUCGUGACAGCAUCUUCAGGCUCCAUGUCAGCUGCAGCUACGCAGUAAGUAGCAACUCUCUCCCAAUCAGUGUCCAGGUUUUUACUCUCCCACCACCCUUUCCUGAGACCCAGCAUGGACCCCUCACUCUGGAACUUCAGAUUGCCAAAGAUAAAAACUAUGGCUCCUACUAUGGCGUUGGUGACUACCCAGUGGUGAAGUUGCUUCGGGAUCCCAUUUACGUGGAGGUCUCCAUCCUUCACAGAACAGACCCCCACCUGGGGCUGCUCCUACAUCAGUGUUGGGCAACACCCAGCACAGACCCCCUGAGUCAGCCACAGUGGCCCAUCCUGGUAAAGGGCUGUCCUUACGUUGGAGACAACUAUCAGACCCAGCUGAUUCCUGUCCAGAAAGCCUUGGAUCUUCCAUUUCCCUCUCACCACCAGCGCUUCAGCAUCUUCACCUUCAGUUUUGUGGACCCUACAGUGGAGAAACAGGCCCUCAGGGGACCGGUGCAUCUGCACUGCAGCGUGUCAGUCUGCCAGCCUGCUGAGACACCAUCCUGUGUGGUAACCUGUCCUGAUCUCAGUCGCAGAAGAAAUUUUGACAACAGUUCUCAGAACACUACUGCUAGUGUUUCUAGCAAAGGCCCCAUGAUUCUACUCCAAGCCACUAAGGACCCUCCAGAAAAGCUCCGUGCUCCUGUAGACUUGAAAGUUCUGUGGGUGGCAGGCCUUUCUGGGACCCUAAUCCUUGGAGCCUUGUUAGUAUCCUACUUGGCUGUCAAGAAACAGAAGAGUUGCCCAGACCAAAUGUGUCAAUAA
Molecule: messenger RNA, 1623 nt
Organism: Symphalangus syndactylus (siamang)
Lineage: Eukaryota; Metazoa; Chordata; Mammalia; Primates; Hylobatidae
Gene: ZP4
Product: zona pellucida glycoprotein 4
Biological process (GO): prevention of polyspermy; binding of sperm to zona pellucida
Cellular component (GO): egg coat
Molecular function (GO): structural constituent of egg coat; acrosin binding
Source: RefSeq, a predicted model, not a curated record